ACUUCUCCUCCUCGGACGUGUCUUUGAGCGCCAUUUUAAAUGUUUUCAAAGCACUGCAACGCGAAAAUCAGGUGGUCUCCACAAAAAGUGUCACUGACCGCCGUGAAUAAUUGACUUGCUCGGGGUGACGGCUAGCAUUUUUGUAGCUUGAUGGAUUUCCCGGGAGACGAAGAACUACGUCGGUUUUUCCACUGCUCCAAGACAGAAAUGUCGUGCAUGGAAAACCCGCAGACUUUUAUACGUCAACUCAGGGAUUACGAUCUGAUUCCGGAAAAAUUCUACAAGAAAGUGGACCGCACCAAGAGCAAAGAGGCCUUGAAGAAAGCCCUCUAUGAUAUUCUGGACUGGUUGGAGCGCGAGCGACCAAAGUCCAUCAAGAUGUUUUGGAGGUGUGUCUUCAAGGAAACCAUCAUAAGUCAAUACCCCACCCUGCAACAGUUGAGCAAAAGCCUCAAAGAUGGCUCCUUUUAUUUGGAUACACAACUGUUUAACAGCAAGCCGCAGGCGGAGACCGAUGUCAGGAAAAGAAAGGAGCCAUCAGAAGAUGAAAACAUAGAGUGGAGGCAAGAAAUCCCAGUGUCAAAGAAGAAAUGGAAAAAUAACAUGUGCGGUGAGAAGGAGCAGCCCUCCCAAUCGUCUCUAUCACCAAACAAAAGUCUGUUUAACAACAAAGGACAGGUGGAGACUGAUGUCGGGGAAAGAAAGGCGCCAUCAGAAGAUGAUAUCGUACAGAGGAGGGAAGAAAUCCCAGUGCCAAAGAAGAAGAAACAGAAAAACAACGAUGUGUGCGGUGAGAAGGAGCAGCCCUCGCAAUCGUCUCUAUCAUCAAAGAAAAGUCAGUUUAACACCAAGGGACAAGAAGAGACCGAUGUCGGGAAAAGAAAGAAGACAUCUGAAGAUGAGAAUGUAGCAAGCAGGCAAGAAAUCCCAGUUUCAAAGACAAAGAACACACAGAAAAACAACAAUAAGUGCAAAGAGGAGAAGGAGCCCUCGCAAUCAUCUUCCACACCAAAGAAAACGAAAAUAUGCUUCUCCUCUCCAGUUAAGGGAGCGAAGAAUGAGAUAUGGAUGUGGCCCAUCUAUAAGUCCAACCUUCCUGUGACCUGUGGAAACUUAAAAGGGACUUUGAACAGAGAUGGUCUAAGAAAAGGGGAGCCAUGCAUUUUGUUCAACAAACAGUGGCUCACUCCCCCUGAAUUUGAAAAACUCGGGGGAAAGGGUUGUAACAAGAACUGGAAGAUAAGCAUCCGAUGUAUGAACACGCCCAUUGCAAAGCUUUUGGAGGGAGGACCUCUGCAAAGUGCGAACUUCAGACGUAAGAAGGCCAAGAAAUUACUCUUCACCACUGAUAACGGCACCAUUUCAGAUUCCAACCAUGAGUUUGAAUCGAAAGAAACGAGUGAAGUGCAGCCUAAGGAGAUGCCCACGAGUAGCCAUACUACAAAUACAGACGCUUGGGUGGUCAAUGUGACAUGUGGAGCACUUGCUGGCAAAUUAUACAAAAAGCGAUUUGCAUCAGGGACAUGUGGUAAGAGCAUUCGCACCAACACCUGCUGGAUGACCCCAGCAGACUUCGUGAAGGAGGCAUUCAACGACAAGGAUGCCUCCUGGAAGAAAGACAUCCUGUGGGAAGGCCAGUCGCUUGGUGUUGUUAUUCAUGAAAACCUCUUGAGGAUGCACCCACUGCUGUGUACUUGCAAAUUGUGCAGACCAACUGAUAGUGAUCUGGAGGAGCAGAAAAACGAUGAUGAGUGUUGUGUGUGUAAAUGUGAUGGAGACCUAGUUGUGUGUGACCAAUGCCCACGUUCUUUCCAUCCAAAGUGCCACCUGCCUCACAUUGACAACAGCAUUUUGAGUAAUAAUAGAACAUGGAUGUGUACCUUCUGCAUCUUCACAACAACUCAAGGGUGGCGCUACUCUGACCAGUUGGAAAGCGAUAUAGUCCUGUCCAAACAAAUAUCCAAACACAUGCUAGGGUGCCAGUACCUCCUCCUAUAUCUGUUUAGUGCUGAUGAUGAACAACUUUUUGCAACAAAUCCAUGUGUCCAUUUGAACGACUACACUGCAGUGGUCGAGACUCCCAUGUGGUUACGCAAAAUUGCAGAAAAGAUCCAGAAGAACGACUACUGCUAUGUUGCUGAAUUUGUAGAUGACGUCCAGCUCAUUUUCUCUAACUGUGAUUUCUAUAACAAGGAUAAACCUUAUUUCCUUACCAAGGGGUCCAGACUGAAAAUGUUAUUUGAUGAAGAGUUUAAGAAGGCCUUCUAAAUUCUCAAAGACAUGUUUUUGUGUACCCCUUGUAGCCUUACUUAAUACAUAACCACUGGCCACAAAUUGAACUACAUAUGCUUAAUCUAAAGCAAGAAUUUCCAAAGAUAAAAAUGUUUGGUUUUGAUAAAAAAUGACAGAGAGACUUUUUUAGUAUUGUGGUUGUAGUUUGAAGUGAACUGAGAUGGAGAAAUAAUUGACUGAUAUAAUUGUUCUUUUGUGUAAGUCAUUCCUAUUUAAUAGUAUUUGUGUAAUAGUAUAUUUUUAAUGUAUAAUAGUAUGUUUUUUAUUAUUUUACUUCAUAUUUAUAUAAAUGUAUGAUUUUAGACAUUUAUACCAUACUGUAUGUUAUUUAUUUGCUUCAACCAUAUACACUAUGAGCUUCUUGAAAAUAACAUAUAUAUAUAUAUAUAUAUAUAUAUAUAUAUAAGUACAGUUUCAGUACAGUAUAAGUGAACAUUCACACAUUUGCAGUUUGGCAUUUCCAAAUUCACCUAAUUCUGGGUUUCAUAUUUUGAACCUAACGUCUGUUAUUUGCAAAAAAAAAAAAAAAAAGUACCUAUUCACUGUUUAUCUUGGUAUAUUACCGUGAUACCUCCAAAACAUUUGUGUGUGUGUGUGUGUGUGUGGGGUGCGUCACUGACGGAAUUUCACAUUUGUGGCAGGGCUCGGUCUGCGGGUAUCCCCCGUGAAUAGUGGGCGUUCAUUGUAUACCAAUUAUUUGUAUUUCACCACAGUGUAUACAUUUCCACCUUUUAAACCUGCCAUGGCUUAUGUUGCUGCAAAUCUAACCUGCUAAUUCACAUUACAAAAGGCAAAUAAAGAAAAAACUGCUUAGCUAACAGCAAAAUAAUAAAAUCUAUCUUUGUAA
Phyllopteryx taeniolatus (common seadragon) is the source of this 3139-nucleotide messenger RNA. Its product is annotated as nuclear body protein SP140-like protein. The transcript has 15 exons. Gene Ontology annotation, biological process: regulation of transcription by RNA polymerase II. The coding region runs from base 151 to 2268 and encodes 705 amino acids. Gene Ontology annotation, molecular function: DNA binding; protein binding; DNA-binding transcription factor activity, RNA polymerase II-specific. The record is from RefSeq and is a predicted model, not a curated record. NCBI's taxonomy places the organism in Eukaryota, Metazoa, Chordata, Actinopteri, Syngnathiformes, Syngnathidae. Gene Ontology annotation, cellular component: nucleus.